Thlaspi arvense is the source of this 1894-nucleotide messenger RNA. Lineage: Eukaryota; Viridiplantae; Streptophyta; Magnoliopsida; Brassicales; Brassicaceae. The record is from the annotation of a GenBank genome assembly.
GUCUCGUACGGGUGCAUGCGCAGUGUCACAAAUGCAAAAGAGGCACUUGUCCCCUAUGGUUUUGUCGUCUUCGCCAGACAACUCAGUUCUUCCCUCCUCGUUGCCUUCUCUUCCCUCCGCCCAUAAAAAUCCAAAGAUUCAUAAAUGCUAAAAGAAAUGCCAGAGAGAGAUUUAUAAGAGAGACAGAGAGGAAACCCUAGUAAUCAACCAGUUACCCAAGAAACCAGAAAUCUCACAGAAAACCUCUCUCCGUCGUCGAAUCAUGGUGAACCCUCUUUACGCAGUCCCUCCAUCUCGCGAAGGGUUUUACGCGAUAAACAACCAGUUUCUGGUGAAUGGACCAAAAGGGUUCACGGAGUUCAAGAUGCUUGAGAACGAGGACAUGUUCGUGAGGAUGGAUCUUCCCGGUGUUCCCAUAGACGCCGUGGAAGUCUCACUUUGUGAGUCGAAUAAAGGCGUCUUGAUCUUGGCCGAAGCACCAAAGGAGCACAAACACGACUCGUCUCACCGGAAAUACGUCACCAUAACCGGCCUUGUCUGCAAAUGCUGCGAAAUCUCCGGCUUCACUUCCCACAUGUGCGACGGCGUUCUCAGGCUUCUCCUCUGCAAGAAAAACGUCACUCCACAACACGCUUCCUCCCUCGCUUUUCUUGCUGGCCCAGGUUACCCACAAGAUCUUCGUAGCCCGGUUCCUAAUCCCAAGUCUCCCAAUAGCACGAAUCCCCACAAGUUUCCCCACGGCACUGAUCCCAAUGAUCCGGCGUUAACGGGUCGGAUAUUGGAGCCACACCCAUGUGUGUUACAAGGAUCGAUGAUGGCCUAUGAGUCGAAGCAGCUCCAAAACGGCAGCCUGUACGUGCGUGUGGACUUGCCUGGCGUUCCCAAGGACAGGUUCACGGUCUCCGUUACGAAUGGGAGAGUGAAAGUGACUGGUCAAGCCCCUGCCGUUAGCCACGACUCUGGUGGCCGUUUCUACUCUGGUGACGUGGCUAUGCUAUCCACUCCCAUCGAUAUUCCCAGCCGUCGGAUCAAAACCAUCGCCAAGAACGAUGGGUUUUACGCAGCCAAUAAUCCGUAUCAGGUGAACGGGCCAAAAGGUUUCACGGAGUUCAGGUUGAUGAAGAACGAUGAUCUGUUCGUGAGGCUUGACUUCCCUGGAGUGGCGGAAGAGAGUGUCACAAUCGGUCUCGAGCCGUCGAAGAAGGCCGUUUACGUGUUCGGAGUCGCACCCAAAGAACUCAGAUUCGAUUAUUCUCACCGGAAAUACGGAGCCGUCACGGGACUUGUCUGCGACUGCUGUGAAAUCAGUAACAUUCAGUGUUUUGUCGGAGAUGGAGUUGUCAGGCUUAUCCUCUCCAAGAAGAAGAUCCAUCUUCAUGUCCCUUCAUCAAGUCUCUCUGAAGGUGCCACAAUGCCUACUGAUGCUCCUUUUCUAGGUCGCGUUGACACUGACCCUCUCCAUCCGGCGUUUACGAGGCCGGCCACAGUACGACAACGACAAAACCCGUUAUUGUUGGAGGGACCCAAGACUGCGUACCAAUCAAAGAAGCUCCGUAACGGCGGUCUGUUUCUGCGUAUUGACAUGCCUGGCGUCCCCGUCGACAACUUCACGGUGGUGGUGGAUGGCGAUGGAGUCGUCACUGUCGUCGGUCGAGCUCCUCCGGCGGUGUAUGAUUCGAGCGGGCGUGAGUACAGAGGCAAAGUCGCCGUCGUCCCUCCAAACUAUGACGACCGUCGGAUCAAAGUAAUCGCUACACAUGGUGUCAUCCGCCUUACGAUCCCUCCUUUCUAAUUUUAUCACCAUCUUUCAUGUUUUUGGAAAUUACUACUAUGUUUAGGAAUACAAUAUUAAUGGACUGUUUUUUGAAUGUCUUUUCUUUUGGGUUUCGAAUAU